This is a messenger RNA of Venustampulla echinocandica, 678 nucleotides long. RefSeq lists its product as uncharacterized. Bases 1 to 678 code for a protein of 225 amino acids. The transcript has 2 exons. NCBI's taxonomy places the organism in Eukaryota, Fungi, Ascomycota, Leotiomycetes, Helotiales, Pleuroascaceae. The record is from RefSeq and is a predicted model, not a curated record.
AUGGGUCUCUUUUCCACACGCAGCUUCGCGCUAUUCUUGGGUAUCACCCUCGCCACCGCUGCACCAGCGCCUGCGGCCAUCGCUGCCCAGGUCCUCUCCGGAGCGCCAGCAGCGGCCAAUGCCCGGGUCGCUGACUUUGGAUACUCUGGCUCGGGUUGUCCCCAGGGAAGCGCCGAGUCUGGGUUCGAUACUGCAAUCAAUGCCGACAGAGGCUACUUCCAUGACUUAACAGCUUUCAUGACACCUAACGCUUCGCAGGCCGACCGUAGCAACAACUGUCAGAUGCAUAUUUCCGUGACAUGCGACCCGGGCUGGGAGUUCACCUUGAAGCCACACAGUACCAAGUUAACAGCGCAUGUCAAUCUGGGGGAUGGGGCGACGGCAGUGUAUUUGACUUCAUAUUAUUUCUCCGAAGCGGCGACUCAGACGGCUACAGUUAGGUAUAGUUUUGACGGACCACUCAACGAUUGCCCAACUAUAGCCGAUCCGGCACCAAAUAUAGAUUACCCACGCUCAGGUGGCGGCGGCGGCCUCUUAGUAGUUAAUCGGAGAGUGGCUCUUACAGGGGAUAGUCGGUCCGCCGUGGGAUCGAUUCAACUUUGGGGAGAUGCGGAUGAUGGCAACGGCAAGAAUGCGAACUUUGUCCCAUGGCGCGCGUUCGAGUGGUCGAGGUGCUAG